This is a messenger RNA of Ruditapes philippinarum (Manila clam), 487 nucleotides long. RefSeq lists its product as uncharacterized. Bases 73 to 405 code for a protein of 110 amino acids. The record is from RefSeq and is a predicted model, not a curated record. Lineage: Eukaryota; Metazoa; Mollusca; Bivalvia; Venerida; Veneridae. The transcript has 4 exons.
UGAAGACAAUGUCAUUGAUAGCUCGAUAUGGAAAUCGUCGUGUUCAGAUACAAGAUUAUAGAUUGGUGAGACAUGAAGUGCCUAGCUUUACUGACGAUUUGUGCCCUUCUCCAGGGAUUCAUGUUCCAGGAGUCCGGCGAGACUGAGAAUAUAAGAUUCUAUUAUGAACCUCAUACGCACAUGAUGGUGAUUACAAGACAAGCCACGUGUUACAUGAUUGUUCUUACUGCGGACGAAAAGGCCAUGGUCCAUACUGACACACUUCUCCGUAAAUUGGAGUUGCAGCUUCUAGUACGAAUCAAUGAUCCAUCAACAACACUUACACCUGUACCACAUUUCUCCCUUCAUUCCAAUCUACAUAAACAAUGCGGACGAGAUAUGGCACAGUACUAUAUCAUCCAGUAAAUUAUGUUCGUGCAAUUUUGAUAUGUCUUUAUAUGUAUCAAAUUAGAAAGAAAUUAAAUCAUUUAUGAAUCCACAAAUCAAA